GGCGCGGUGAUGAUAGCGGUGUCGGCCAUCUUGGAGUCUCUUCAGUAUGUAUUUCGGGUUCUGAGAGCACGCGACUCAUUGAUUGACCUCUUGUCGUUAAAUAAGAAGAGAAACCGUUUUCGCGUCACCGUUUGACAUUUAUACGUAGCUAUUAUAUCUACGUUAGUGUUGCGUGUUGCUCUCCCGGAGGAUUGUUGAAAGAAACCGUCAUGGCGACCGCUACCCCGAGCCGUGAAGCUGGCCGGUCGGCGGCCUCCUCCACGCCUCUCUCCCCGACCAGGAUCUCUCGCCUGCAGGAGAAGCAGGACCUGCAGCACCUGAACGACCGGCUGGCCGUGUACAUCGACCGCGUCCGGUCUCUGGAGCUGGAGAACGACCGGCUGAUGGUCAAAGUGUCCGAGAAAGAGGAGGUGACGACCAGAGAGGUGAGCGGCCUGAAGGGUCUGUACGAGGCAGAGCUAGCUGAUGCUCGGCGGGUUCUGGAUGAAACGGCUAGAGAGAGAGCCAGGCUGCAGAUAGACCUGGGCAAGGCUCAGGCUGACCUGGAAGAGGCCACACGCAGUGCCAAGAAGAAGGAAAGUGAUCUUGCAGCAGCCGUGUCCAGGGCCGGUGGUUUGGAAGCCCAGCUGAACAAGAGUGAGGCCUCUCUUUCUACAGCUCUAAGCCAGAAUGCUGCUCUGUCCUCUGAGCUGGCUGAUGUCAAGGGCCUGCUGGCUAAGGCAGAGGACAGCCAUGCUGUUGCUAAGCGCCAGCUGGAGGCGGAGACGCUGAUGCGUGUAGACCUGGAGAACCGCUGCCAGUCACUGAGCGAAGAUCUGGAGUUCAGGAAGAGCAUGUUCGAAGAGGAGGUGCGCGAGUCGCGGCGUCGACAGGAGCAGAGGAUCGUGGAGGUGGACUCUGGAGUCAGACACGACUACGAGUUCAAACUGGCACAAGCUUUACAGGACCUGCGCAGGCAACAUGAUGAGCAGGUCUCUCUUUAUAAGGGAGAACUGGAGCAAACCUUCCAGGCCAAGUUGGACAAUGCCAAGGUGUCCUCUGAGAUCAACGACAAGGCAGUGGGCACAGCCAGGGAGGAGGUGCAGGAGUCCCGCAUGAGAAUAGAGAGCCUGGGAUAUCAGCUCAGUGCCCUGCAGAAACAGGUGGCUGCCUCCGAGGAUCGCAUCAGAGAGCUGGAGGAAGUUCUGUCUGCAGAGCGAGACAAGCACCGGCGUGCCAUGGAAGGAAAAGAACAAGAGAUGAGCGAGCUGAGAGAGAGGAUGAACGCUCAGCUCAGUGAAUACCAGGAGCUGCUGGACGUCAAGCUCGCCCUAGAUAUGGAGAUCAAUGCCUACAGGAAACUGCUGGAAGGAGAGGAGCACAGGCUGAAGCUGUCUCCCAGCCCGUCGGCUCGAGUCACCGUCGCCAGGACAACAGGAUCCUCCUCAUCCUCCCGCUCCUCCAAGAGGAAGAGGGCGGAGGUGGAGGCCAAGGAUCUGUCAGAGGUGACGAGAGGAGAGGGGCAGCUGCUCGUGUCUGAAGAAGCCACGGCCAGCGGUGCGGUCACCAUAUCGCCCACGGACAUGGACGGAAACGCUGUCACGCUGGCCAACGACUCUGAGCAGGACCAGCCGCUGGGCAGUUGGAGGUUGAAGAGACAGGUGGACAACGGGGACGAGGUGGUCUACAAGUUCUCCCCAAAGUUUGUCCUGAAGGCGGGCCAGACAGUCACGGUCUGGUCCGCUGAUGCUGGCGUGUCCCACAGUCCGCCGUCUGACCUGUUGUGGAAGAGUCAGACUUCCUGGGGCACAGGAAAUGACAUGGUUACCACUUUGGUCAACGCUGAUGGCGAGGAGGUGGCCACCAGAUGCGUCACCAAGACUGAGAUGGAGGUGGAGAAUGGAGAGGAGGAGGAGGAGGAAGAGGCACAGACGGGCAAGGUGUCCUCCAGAGAGUGUGCCGUCAUGUGAAGCCUUCCCCCUUUUGUGUCGGCUUUCACUUCCCCAUUAUAUAUAAAUAUAUAUUUCUCUAGAGCCACUCAGAUAUGAUCCUAUCCAUCGUCUAUCAUUAUGUGUUUGUUUUUUAUUGGACCGAUGGACUCUUUUUACUGCCCUCCACAUUUCUGGACCUCUUUUUUUAUUUUUUAACAAGUCCUUCUAAAUAUUA
This is a messenger RNA of Perca fluviatilis (European perch), 2145 nucleotides long. RefSeq names its product lamin B2 (gene lmnb2). The transcript has 13 exons. The record is from RefSeq and is a predicted model, not a curated record. NCBI's taxonomy places the organism in Eukaryota, Metazoa, Chordata, Actinopteri, Perciformes, Percidae. Bases 210 to 1949 code for a protein of 579 amino acids.